This is a messenger RNA of Erythranthe guttata (spotted monkey flower), 3837 nucleotides long. Its product is annotated as protein TOPLESS. NCBI's taxonomy places the organism in Eukaryota, Viridiplantae, Streptophyta, Magnoliopsida, Lamiales, Phrymaceae. The record is from RefSeq and is a predicted model, not a curated record. Gene Ontology annotation, biological process: regulation of DNA-templated transcription. Gene Ontology annotation, molecular function: protein binding.
CGAUCGAUCUCUCUCUCUCUCAAAUCUGCUGCUAUAUUUGCUUUUGAAAUAUUCCCUUUGUGGGUUUGAAAGGAGAGGAGUUCUUCGGAAUGUCUUCUCUCAGUAGAGAACUCGUGUUCUUGAUCUUACAGUUCCUCGAUGAAGAGAAGUUCAAAGAGACCGUUCACAAGCUCGAGCAAGAAUCUGGAUUCUUCUUCAAUAUGAAGUAUUUCGAAGAUGAAGUGCACAAUGGGAACUGGGAGGAGGUAGAAAAGUACCUCUCGGGUUUCACUAAAGUGGACGACAAUCGCUACUCGAUGAAGAUCUUUUUUGAAAUUCGGAAGCAAAAGUACCUCGAAGCAUUGGACAAGCACGACCGGUCGAAAGCGGUCGACAUCCUAGUAAAGGAUCUUAAAGUGUUUGCGUCUUUUAACGAAGACCUUUUUAAGGAGAUAACUCAGCUCUUGACAUUAGAGAAUUUCAGGGAAAACGAGCAGCUAUCGAAAUACGGAGAUACGAAAUCCGCACGAGCCAUUAUGCUUGUGGAACUAAAGAAGCUAAUUGAGGCAAACCCUUUAUUUCGGGACAAGUUACAGUUCCCAAAUCUCAAGAAUUCGAGGCUGCGUACACUCAUCAAUCAAAGCUUAAACUGGCAGCACCAACUAUGUAAAAAUCCGAGGCCAAAUCCAGAUAUUAAAACCCUUUUCGUGGAUCAUUCGUGCGGCCAACAAAACGGUGCACGUGCACCCUCUCCGGCGAAUAAUCCCUUGCUUGGAGGUCCAGUGCAAAAGCCAGGUGGCUUCCCUCCAUUGGGUGCACAUCCAUUUCAGCCUGCUCCAGCACCUGUACCAGCACCGCUAGCUGGUUGGAUGUCCAAUCCACCGACCGCCACUCAUGCGGCGGUUUCCGGUGCACCGUUAGGUCUUGGUGGACCUGCAAUGCCUGGUCGAGAAUUCAAUAUAUCUGCUCUUAAGCAUCCGAGGACUCCACCGACCAAUGCUUCUGUUGAUUUUCCGUCCGGUGAUUCUGAACAUGCGAGUAAAAGAACUAGGCCUUUGGGGCUUACCGACGAGGUGAAUCUACCUGUGAAUGUUAUGCCGGUAUCUUUUCCCGCGCAUGCACAUAGCCAGAGUUUUAAUGCACCGGAUGAUUUGCCUAAGACAGUUGGAAGGGUUUUGAACCAAGGGUCUUCGCCCAUGAGCAUGGAUUUUCAUCCUAUUCAACAGACUCUUCUUCUCGUUGGCACGAAUGUUGGAGAUAUUGGACUGUGGGAAGUCGGUUCGAGAGAAAGACUUGUUCAGAGGAACUUCAAAGUCUGGGAUUUGAGCGCGUGUACUAUGCCUUUACAGGCUGGUCUGGUGAAAGAUCCUGGUGUUUCUGUUAAUCGCGUCAUUUGGAGCCCCGAUGGAUCUUUGUUUGGUGUUGCAUAUUCAAGACACCUCAUACAGAUUUAUUCAUAUCAUGGUAACGACGAUGUUCGUCAGCACUUGGAGAUUGAUGCUCAUGUUGGAGGAGUAAACGAUCUUGCAUUCUCCCACCCCAAUAAGCAGCUCUCUGUGAUUACCUGUGGAGAUGACAAGCUUAUCAAGGUUUGGGAUGCCACAACCGGUACCAAACAAUACACUUUCGAAGGUCACGAGGCCCCUGUUUACUCAGUCUGCCCUCAUCACAAAGAGAAUAUUCAGUUUAUAUUUUCAACAGCAUUAGACGGAAAGAUUAAGGCAUGGCUGUACGACAAUUUAGGGUCUCGAGUUGACUAUGAUGCCCCUGGUCGAUGGUGCACUACCAUGGCCUACAGUGCCGAUGGAACACGGCUUUUCUCUUGUGGGACAAGUAAAGACGGAGAGUCGCACAUUGUUGAGUGGAACGAAAGUGAAGGAGCGGUGAAGAGAACUUAUCAAGGGUUUAGAAAAAGAUCUUUAGGUGUUGUCCAAUUCGAUACGACUAAGAAUAGGUUUUUGGCAGCUGGCGAUGAUUUUUCGAUUAAAUUCUGGGAUAUGGACAACACUCAGCUUUUGACCAGUAGUGAGGCUGAUGGUGGUCUUCCUGCGAGCCCACGUAUUCGGUUCAAUAAAGAUGGAAGCCUAUUGGCUAUUUCCGCUAAUGAGAAUGGAAUCAAAGUUUUGGCGAACAACGAUGGUCUUAGGUUACUUCGCACGUUUGAGAAUAUUGCUUUCGAUGCUUCGAGAACAUCUGAGGCUGCAAAGCCUACUGUAAACCCAAUAUCUGCCAGUGUAGCAAGUAGUGCAGGACUUACAGACAGGGUGCCGUCUUCUGUUGGAAUCUCUGCUAUGAACGGAGAUACAAGAAAUCUUGGAGAUGUAAAACCAAGAAUAAUAGAAGAAACUAAUGAUAAAUCGAAGAUUUGGAAGCUCAGUGAAAUUAACGAACCAUCUCAGUGCCGGUCCUUGAAGCUCCCGGAGAAUCUAAGAGUAACAAAGAUAUCGAGACUGAUAUAUACAAACUCAGGCAAUGCUAUACUCGCAUUAGCUUCAAACGCAGUCCAUUUACUCUGGAAAUGGCAACGAAGCGACCGUAACUCAAACGGGAAGGCAACCGCUACUGUUUCGCCUCAACUGUGGCAACCGUCGAGCGGCAUUUUGAUGACAAAUGACGUAGCCGACACAAGUCCCGAGGAAGCUGUCCCUUGCUUUGCUUUGUCCAAAAACGACUCGUACGUGAUGUCAGCAUCCGGAGGAAAGAUCUCUCUCUUCAAUAUGAUGACAUUCAAGACAAUGACGACUUUCAUGCCUCCUCCACCGGCGGCAACGUUCUUAGCCUUCCACCCUCAAGAUAAUAAUAUAAUCGCAAUCGGAAUGGAUGAUUCCACUAUUCAAAUAUAUAACGUUCGAGUAGAUGAGGUAAAAAGCAAGCUUAAAGGGCACUCUAAAAGAAUAACGGGCCUUGCUUUCUCACAUGUGUUGAAUGUGCUCGUUUCGUCGGGAGCUGAUGCUCAGCUUUGUGUAUGGAAUUCGGAUGGGUGGGAGAAGCAGAAAUCGAGAUUCUUGCAACUACCUUCCGGAAGGUCGCCAGGGGCACAAUCGGAAACUCGAGUACAGUUCCAUCAGGACCAGCUUCACUUUUUGGUCGUACACGAGACACAACUUGCUAUAUACGAAACAACAAAGUUAGAAUGUGUAAAGCAGUGGGCCCCACGAGAAUCUACUGCUCCGAUAUCCCACGCGACAUUCUCGUGUGAUAGCCAGCUGGUUUAUGCUAGUUUCUUAGAUUCGACUGUGUGUGUAUUCACAGCUGCGCAGCUUCGUUUGCGGUGCCGUAUCAAUCCGUCAGCUUAUCUCUCACCGAAUAUCAGUUCAAAUGUGCACCCGCUCGUAAUUGCUGCACACCCGCAAGAACCAAAUCAAUUUGCAUUGGGUUUAUCAGACGGUUCGGUUCAUGUUUUCGAACCGCUGGAAUCCGAAGGCAAAUGGGGCCUAACGCCACCUGUAGAAAACGGGUCGUCGAGCAAUGCUCCGUCAUCCGCUCCAGCUGGUGGCGGGUCGGGUUCGGAUCAGCCUCAAAGAUGAUGCCCACCAUUUGAUAAUAUCUAACGUUUUCUUUAAUUUAAUUCUAUGCUGGUUCGAUAUAAAAGACGAAACGAAAUAGCUGCUCUCGAGGAAAAUAUAUUAGAGUCUCUCUUCCUCCCCGAAUUUAUGAAAGGAAAACUUUGUGUCGAAAACACGUGUAAAUUAUUAUGACUGGCAUUUUGUUCCCCACAUAUUCUUAUUUGUAUCUGUCUUUGGAUAUGUAAUUAACUCAGGCUAAGUUCACUGGCAGUUUGGGUGGUGUAAGAUGAAAUGCUUGUAGGAGUUUUUAUUUAUUUAUUUAUUAGACGAUUAAUUCAUUUUACUUUGGGCU